GGCUCCGGCGAUGCGAUGACGACAAUGAUGACGGAGCGCACUUUUCGGCAGCGGCUCUUCUUCUUGCUCUUGAGCUUGUGCAUCCUCAAGGGGAACUGCAGGUAUAUCGAGGAUAACGACAUCCUAAAGGAUGAAUUCUACUCAUUCUUCAACUCAGAGCUGCGCAAGGAGACAGCGCAGGAGUUACUCAUGUACAGACGACCACUGCGUUGUGUGGACAUGGUUGCAGUUGAGGGUCGCUUCACCUUCACGGCUGAGCAUCCUCAGCUCAGCUGCGCCGUCUUCUUCAUGGCUGAGCCCGAUGAGGUCGUCAACAUCGAGUACGACGGCGUCGACAUCGACUGCCAGGCGGGAGACUUUAUCACGGUGUUUGACGGCUGGGUGAUGAAGGGCGAGAAGUUUCCCAGCUCGCAGGACCACCCGCUGUCCCUAAGCGAACGCUAUGUGGACUACUGCGAUUCCACCACUUCCACCAGGAGAAGCGUGCGCUCCUCACAGAAUGUGGCAAUGAUCUUUUUCCGCGUGCACAACGCCGGCAGCGGCUUCACGGUCACAUUCAGGAAAGUCGCCAACCCUUUCCCCUGCAAUGUCAUCUCACAAUCACCAGAGGGCGCGUUCACUCUGGUAAGCCCACAACAGCACAGCAACUGCAGCUUCUCCAUCGUCUACCCAGUAGAGGUGGACAUCUCAGAAUUUUCCAUCUUAGGACUCCGUGGCAACUUUCCGAAGUGGCCCACAUCGGGAUGUGCGAGCGACUCUGAGGACAUGGUGCAGGUUCUCGGGGGAAGCGGUCUAGACACGUCUAAGAUGCUGUCCCUAACAACGCUCUGCAGCUCAUCGGGCAGGCCCAGCCACGUGAAGGUGGGCUGCGACAACACGGUGGUGCGCAUGGUGUCCAGCGGACGCUACGUCAACAGGGUUUCCUUCAGCUACCGCCUCCUGGACAGCCAAGAGCUACAAAGGCUCAGAAUCAACAACGUGGAGGAUAUAUGCCCGGCCAACUGACCUCACUUGUCUGUCCAACCAAAAGACCAAACAUAAAUGAGAAUAUCAAUAAAGGCAAACUGUGUUAUGUAGAUUUUGGCUGCCCUCCACAAUCCGCAAUGAUUGUUGAUUAAAGUUGUCGCUGCUGCUUUUGUUGUGAUAUUCUUGCAAUGGACGGGUGCUGAAGUGAAUUUAUUGUUAGUGGUGUGAUAUUGAUGAAUAAAAAUUCAUUCCCAUUUGUAUACACAUGCUUUUUUUGUAAUAAAAUGACAUC
Messenger RNA from Syngnathus typhle (broad-nosed pipefish), 1258 nucleotides. Its product is annotated as corticotropin-releasing factor-binding protein-like. The record is from RefSeq and is a predicted model, not a curated record. Gene Ontology annotation, molecular function: corticotropin-releasing hormone binding. The transcript has 7 exons. Bases 16 to 1005 code for a protein of 329 amino acids. Gene Ontology annotation, biological process: hormone-mediated signaling pathway; negative regulation of corticotropin secretion; negative regulation of corticotropin-releasing hormone receptor activity. Lineage: Eukaryota; Metazoa; Chordata; Actinopteri; Syngnathiformes; Syngnathidae.